Molecule: messenger RNA, 264 nt
Organism: Clunio marinus
Lineage: Eukaryota; Metazoa; Arthropoda; Insecta; Diptera; Chironomidae
Source: the annotation of a GenBank genome assembly
AUGAAACUUGAAAAGUUUUACGACCAAAAGAAACAGAAACACAAUAAAACGAUUAAAAACACCGAAUCAAAAGCCUUUUGUCUCGCAUUUAAGAAGGAGGCGCAAAAUUUUCUUAUGGCAUCAGAAGCACUCAUUUUACCAAUCGAGUUCAAUACUCACUUUGUUUUCGGUGUUAUUGACACUUUUUUACUUGAUUCAAACUUUGCAAACUGGCAGCAGCAACAUUUGCGUUUCGGUUUGGGUGUCACAAUCGAAUAUGAUUAA